This is a messenger RNA of Juglans regia (Persian walnut), 2065 nucleotides long. RefSeq names its product E3 ubiquitin protein ligase DRIP2-like. Bases 302 to 1588 code for a protein of 428 amino acids. The transcript is spliced from 8 exons. The record is from RefSeq and is a predicted model, not a curated record. NCBI's taxonomy places the organism in Eukaryota, Viridiplantae, Streptophyta, Magnoliopsida, Fagales, Juglandaceae. Gene Ontology annotation, molecular function: ubiquitin-protein transferase activity.
GCUAUUUUCAACGAAUAGAGCCUCUCCUUCCCUCGAUUCAGAUCAAUCAGCCACACCCCCUCUCUCUGUCUCUAUUCUCUACAAAUACACCAAAACCCACGUCGAAUCCCCACGAAUAUAACUGACCCAUUUGAUAAUCUCACGAUCUUGGGCCACCAGCUUUCGGGUUCUCCACCGAUUAAGAACCAUAUUAUUGCCUCUCUGUGAGCUUGGUGAAAUGGACGUAAAUUUUGCGUGUGUGCCUGUGGUGGUGACAUGCAGUGUGUGAACACGUGGGUCGGAGAGGCUUUGACUGCUGGAAAUGGCGAAUCAGGUGGUAAGGGUCAGGAGGGAGGCGAUUGCGGCGUGCAUGACUUGUCCUCUGUGCAAUAAGCUCUUCAGGGAUGCCACUACAAUAUCUGAAUGCCUUCAUACGUUCUGCAGGAAGUGCAUAUAUAAUAAAGUUUCAGAAGAGGAAUUGGAAUGCUGUCCAAUAUGCAACACUGAUCUGGGUUGUGUUCCACUGGAGAAAUUAAGGCCAGACCAUAGUUUGCAAGAUGUAAGGACCAAGAUUUUCCCUUUCAAAAGAAGAAAGGUAAAUGCACCGGAAGUUGUGCCUUCAAAUACAUUGCCAGCAAGAAGAAAGGAGAGAUCACUGUCGUCAUUGGUGGUCAGCACUCCCAGAGUGUCAGCCCAGGCUACCAUGACUGGAAGAAGAUCAAGAGCUGUUGCAAGAAAGGCUGCUGCUUUACAAGCCUCCAGAGUUCCCAUUGAGAAACAAGUUAAAAAGGAGGAAGAUUCUAUGGAAGAUCAUCCUAAGAGUUCAAGCUCACCUGAGACUUCAAACAAGCUUCUGCAAUAUACUGGGCAGAAUUCUUACCCUGGUGAGCCUAGUCAUUCCACCCCUAUUAAAGAAACAGAGAAUGAUCCUGAACAGUGGGACGCAAAACUGGAUCUGUGGAAACCUUUGAACUGUCUGGUGGAAGUUGCAAAUAGGACUAAAUCUUUCAAGUCACAGGGGUUUGAUGCUAAAUUAGAACCUAUGCAAGUGAAUGAGACCAAAGGUCAAGUGCGAAAAUCCAAAAUUAAGGAAAUCAAACACAAGUCUAAAGCCGAGGAUAAAAUGAAUAUUACCGAUCCUGCCUCUUCGGAAAUAUUAAAACCCAAAAUUUUGCGGAGGGCUCGUCGAAAAAGGGAACCUGAUUUUGGAGACUCAGGCAUUUCACCCCAAGCUGUGCUGGAUGCUGCUGGUGCUAAACACAAAAGAAGACUCGGUCCAGUUUGGUUCUCUCUAGUAGCUUCCCAAGACCAGGAAGGAAGUGCACCCUUGCCCCAGAUUCAUGCAAAUUACUUGAGAAUUAAGGAUGGAAAUGUACCCGUAUCACUGAUUCAACAAUACCUGAUGAGGAAACUAGAUCUCACCAGUGCUGCCGAGGUUGAGAUCAAAUGUAUGGGACAACCAGUUGUCCCGACCUGGCAACUCCACAACGUAGUUGAUUUGUGGCUACAAAAGGCACCCACAUCAGAACGAAUUCCGGCAUCAAUUGGAUCGUCGGCCAAGGAUUUCGUGAUGGUGCUGGCCUAUUCUCAAAAGGUUCCAGAAGCAUGAUCGAUCAUGGUUUUUCUCCAUCUGCUGCCGUUCAAAUCUUCAAAAUAAUCUGAGUAUACUCUAGUCUUCCUAGAAUCUCGGUGGUGACCGAGUGGCAUUUUUCUUGAUGAUCCGGCAUGUAUGUUGUUACGAGGAAUAAUUGGUUCAUUCGCAGCCAACAUUUUCCUAGGCUUCGAAAUAAAGAGUCGUUCGCUUAAUGUUACUACAUGUCUGAGACAAUCACCCUUUGCUAUGGCCUGGCAGGCUCUGCAUGUUUGCUGCUGCUGCUGCUGCUGCUGCUGCAGCAUAAUUAAGAGGUCCAAUCUUCAACUGUUACGGAUUUAUAACUUAGACUACUGCAUAAUUACACACCACGUUGUAGAACCCUAUAAAUUCUUAACUGAUACGCGCUUUUCGGGCCUCUAGUUGAGCUUGAGCUUGAACUUGGUUGUAACAAAAUAUUCAAGUAAAUUAAUUACCAGCAUCUUUUUUAAAUUA